UGUACUUUACCAGCUCAGUUUCAAAACUCAGUAUGGAUUGACAGUGAUAAAGGAGAACUAGUGUUUGCAACAGUCAACAUGACGGGAUGGGAGUUUCGACUAUUAGACAGUUCACUAUAUGAGAACUGGGAGUGCUUCCACACAAGCACUAGCGGAACUAAGUUGUAUUUGAUAAUGAUAAACAUGCAAAAUGUAUCUUUGCUAAAUGACACGUUCACUCCUUACUUGUGCAUGGAACUGACAGAAAUAUCACCCGUUUCCUAUUACUAUUACCUGCUUUGGGGUAAGUGUCGUACUAUACGUAUUUACUGUGAGUUAAAGGCGUAUUUGUUUGGUUUGAGUUUUGUUUUAGAAUUUCACCUUUUUUGUAUAAUGAUAUAUUAAAUAUUUUCCAAGAGAUAAGGUUCAGAUUGCUAUUGUCUAACAUUUUGACAGGUUAAUUGAAAACUACGUGGAAAUUCCCAGUCUGGUUCAGUCAAUAUAUCAAAACUCGACUGUUCACAAAUAUAUAUAUUUGUGUAAAAAUCUGAUUGAACUUCGUUCACGCUUUAUAAUUUGUUCUCGCAGUUUAUCUAAAACAUCUAUGCAAAGAAUAGUAUUUUCCAAAACAGCUGAAGAGGAAAAGUAUGCCUAUGAAAGAAUUUCGACAACAUCUUCUACGCAACUGAUUUCCGAUCCUGUGAAAGAAUUGUGUCUCAGUUUAGAUGAUCCAAAUCAUACGGCAUCCUAUCCCGAGAGAGGGGAAUAUCAUGUACUAAUCAAAAAAGGACAUGAAGUUGACGCAAAACAAGAAUGUCCAUCGACAUUUUUUGGUGAAUAUUCCUACAAAGUAACAGACAUAGACGCUAGUACAUACUAUUGUGGUACGGGAGACGAAGUAUGGGAUGUUUGUACUGAUUAUGAACAAAUGACUUUCAACUAUACUGUAUGCGAUUCAGAGAUUGCAUAUUCAGCCAACGGAAGUGUGUUCUGUCUUGUAAGCAUUUCCGACGGAAUGUACACUUACCAUACAGUUUAUAACGAAGAUAAUACAGUUGGUGUUUCAAAUGGGACAUACAGAUUUACAUGUUUUAUGUCAGGUAUAAACUCUGAUGGUAGUCUCAAUGUGUCACAAACUCCAGGAAGCUGUAAAAAGGGUCAGACACCCAACGAUCAACCUGUGUUUGCAUCUAACAGUUCUGCCGCUGGGUUAAAUCUGCUGCUUAAACCGAAACGAUUAUGCCUGCCUGUGAUAAGCAAAGGAAACUCGGCGGGAAUUGAUAUUCAAAACUUUCAUUUACAUUUCGCAGCAAAACAGACAGCUGGUUCUGAUACAAUUAGAAGUCUUUCUGUUGGUGCUAUUGUCGGAGGUGCCAUCGGCGCUCUCAUAUUAAUUAUGGUCAUAAUUCUCGUAAUUGUCGUCUGCUUAAAAAAGAAAUGUUGGCAGCUAAGACACAAAGUAAGAAAGAAGGACACAACUCUACCAACAUCAACAAGGUCUAACAAUGAUCCAGAUGAUUUGAUUGAAAAGAAUCCAAACAUUCCAGAAGAAAAUAUAGACGAGUCGACAAGGAGUACAGGGGACAUGUUUCAUUCUGUUCAGUCUGCCCACAACGAUGAAAAUUUGUACAAUAACAUAAGGAGUGACAUCAAGUACGAGGGAAAUGCAGAUAUCAAGACUGAAGUUAUUAGAGAAAAGGAUAGAGACGGGCUAACUGGAGAACUUGGUGAAAAGAAACUUGAAGAUGUUACUGUUACAGAUAUAAAAGAAAAUGUUGAAAACAGUUUUCUUGAAAACAGAACAGACGAAAUUCUGGUAACACGUGUGGCUGAAAAUGUAAACGUAUUGAGAAAAGAUGUGCCUCAUUUAAAUUCUACAGAUAACAUUUUCAGUGAAUACGACGCUGCAAUGACAUACAAAGCAGAUACUCACUGUAUCUCAAAAAGCGAUAUAAGCAUAAACAUUAAAGGAAUAGAUUGGAAAAUGAACCGAGCUGAGCCAAAAUCUUUAGAAUACACUCGAGAUGACAGUGAUCUUAAUUUGAAAUCUGAUAGUAAAUUAAAACGUGAAAAGCGAACCAAAGCAAGACUUAAUAAGUCUGAAGGUAAUUUAAAAGAUGCCGUUAAGAGUGAAAGAUUGAAACGGAAGUCUUCGCUAAUUUCAAGACUAACAAAUGAGCCUUUGGAAUGGAAUUUUGUCUAUAAUUCACCGUAUGCAUUGACAGAGAAACAAAAACAAGAGAAUCUAGAUAGGAAAAUAAGGAUGCAAAAGCGAAAGAAGCAGCUGGAAAGAAGAAAGCGAGAGGAAAAAGAGAGAAGAGAGCGUGAAAAUGCUUAUGCAUUUGAAAAAUGGAAACAACGGAAAAAGGAGGAAGCACUGAUUAACUCAAAACAUGCUGAAAUCGGCGUUUUAUAGCUUCUGGAAAAUCAGUCAGAAGUAAUUACUGGUAUCCAACUUAGAGAAAGUGCUUUACUGUCUUCAUGUAUAUGUAAUAUAAUGUUAAUGUCAUAAUGUUAUGUGAUUACGAAAUCCCUUUAUUUACAUAGCAAUGAAAUUAAGUAAAGAACUCAUGUUCUCAUAGCUUUUACUUAGAGAGCAAACAACAUCAUACUUUGCAAGAAUGUAAUAUUAUCGAUUUGAUAGCCAUUGAUGUAAUACUGUCUUUAUCAUUUGUGUUUAACUUUGCAUUGAAGGCAUUUAGCAGCAUAAUUCAUAAGUGAACUCUGUACCAAUACACUCUUCCAAGCCAGAAACGUUUAAAAACUAUGAUUUUUGUGAUUCGCAUUGCGUCACAACGAUACUGGUACAGAGUUUGAAUGAUUCUGUUUACGAGAGAUAAUUUCACAUUUCUCAUGUUCCUUAGUACCGGCUUAAUAGCUGGACAGAUAACUGAAACAAUACUGCAUUUGGUGAU
Molecule: messenger RNA, 2894 nt
Organism: Mercenaria mercenaria
Lineage: Eukaryota; Metazoa; Mollusca; Bivalvia; Venerida; Veneridae
Exons: 8
Coding region: 584-2395 (603 amino acids)
Source: RefSeq, a predicted model, not a curated record